Molecule: messenger RNA, 8912 nt
Organism: Cheilinus undulatus (humphead wrasse)
Lineage: Eukaryota; Metazoa; Chordata; Actinopteri; Labriformes; Labridae
Product: proline-rich protein 7
Exons: 3
Coding region: 1410-2366 (318 amino acids)
Source: RefSeq, a predicted model, not a curated record
GACAUCUUUACUGGGAGAUUAUCUGACUAUACAGACACAGAGAGGACGCAGUCACCCAUGGUUCUCGGAUUCUUCUGUUAUUUUGGACAUAAAAGUUGGAUGGCACUGUACGUCAUGUGACCCGAGACGCAGGAAGGAUUUCAGAGCAGCGUGAGAUCGAGGAGUCCUGCCGGGAUCUGAAAGAGAAGAAUUCAGAGUCCCUGUGGUGCACAGGGACCCCAGACUGUGACCCCCCGCGGACCUGAAGGGACGGGUUUGACUUGAAGCAGUGAACUUCACACAUUAGCUCGGAGCUUCUGACUGGACGUCGCCUCGUUUGGCUGAACACAAAGGCCUUUUGUUUCUCCCAGCUUCAACUUUGUCCUCGUUUCUUUCCUUUUCAUUCAAAGAUUUGUGGUUUUCCUCCCCAAGAAUGAAGAACUGUUGACCUUUAAGCACUGAUUUUCUGUUGAAAACACAGUGGGAGGAUGGACGCUGACAGGAGAGUUUUAAUGGUAUUUAUUUUAUCUGUGAAAGUGUCUAUCCUGGGAUUCAGGCGCCUCUCCAUGGAAAUGAGGAGCUGAUUUCAAAUACAUCAGGACUGAAUCAAGAGUUUCUGCAGGAAACAAGUUUUUAGACCAAAUGAUUAUUUUUUAACCUCUUUGGAGUAUCUGGAGACUCAUUUUUAAAGAAGUUUGCACUUUCAAUAUCUCAAAAAAGCAUAACUUUCACUUCUUUCAAAUGCAUUUUUUUUAUUGUGCUGCACAAGCAUGACAACUGUUCCAUUCUCAGAAACAUGAAGCUGCAAAAAUGAGAUUUUUUUUUGCCCAAACUUUGCUUUCAUGCCUUAAAACAGUAAAAGCUGUGAUUUAGAUUCGUCACACUGAUGAGAUGCUGCUGCCGUUUCUCAGAAAACCUAGCACGGUUAUUCCUUUGAAUGCAUCUUCUUCCAGGACACGAGCUCAUUUUAAAGCAUGCUAACUUAACUGACCGCACCUUUUUGGUUUUUUUUUGAGGAUGCAGCUGUUGUUGAUGGCGAGUCCACCGUGAGAGAAAGGUAUUAAAAAUUGAUUUUCUCAUUAAUGUGUAGAAACUGAAGCCAUACUCAUGUGAGCACAGGCAUUAUUUCUCGGAUUUUAGAGCUUCAGAUCAGGAUUUUUGGGAUGAUUUUUAAGACUUUGACACUUUGAAAAGUUUAAAACAAGUCAAGCUGAAGCAAGCUUAAAGUCCUACUUUUAAGCCUCGGCCUUGGAUUACAGCCCAAUAAGGAGCGAGGUCACCGGCCUAACUGGACCUAUUUUUAUCACCAAGGAGUCUUCAGUACUCUCGCCAAGUGUCAAAGGGUACCACCACGUCAUUUUCCCACGCCGUACGUCUGAAGGCGUGUCUUCCUGCCUCGGGGGGACAUUUCAGCCCAUCCCGUCACCGCCAUGGUGAUGUCCCAGGGCACAUACACGUUCCUGGCCUGUUUUGCCGGCUUCUGGUUGAUCUGGGCCGUGGUCGUCAUGCUCUGCUGUUUCUGCAGCUUCCUGCAGCGCCGGCUGAAGCGUCGUCAGGAGGAGCGUCUGAGGGAGCAGUGUCUGAGGAGCGUGGAGAUGGAGCCGCUCAGCUGUCACCCUGCAGGAUACCCGUCUGUUCCCCCACCUCCUCCGCCUCCUCCACCUCCUCCUCCUCCCACACAGCUGCCCAGAGAGCCUCCACAGUUCGUCCCUCCACAGACUUUGUCUCCUCCGGUUCCCCUGCAGGUUCCUCAUCCCAUGCCGCAGGCGACCUGGGUCACCAUGCCAGAAACAGAUGGAUUUGGUAAGCCGCCCUGCUAUGAGGAGGCCGUCCUGAUGGAAGACCCUCCCCCACCGUACAGUGAGGUUUUGGCCGACCCACGAGGAGGCACCUACAUAAAACCCGCCCCCCUCCGUGCUGCACCUUUACCUCCUCCUCCCAGAGACCACCUGUUCCCUGCUCCAGUAUUCACAUCUGAGACCAGCAAGCCUCCUGUGAUGACUGUAUUUCCUGAGCGAGGUUACUCCUCCCUGAUACGCCUGCCUUCAUCACAGCGCUGGGACUCUCUGGGUCAUCUUCUCUCCAACAUGGACCUGAACCAUAACAACCUAACCCCGCCAGGGGCCCGGUCCAUUCAGGCUGCAGCGGCGAUGGCUACCAUGCCUCGCCGAGAGCCAAGGACUCAUCAUGGGCUGCGAGGUGGAAUACAGAGACUACCAGGAAGCAUUCAAGCAUUCCAAGGGAGCAUUCAAGGACUCCAAGGGGGGGUACAGGGAUUUCCAGGAGGGUUACAAGGGCUUCAGGGGGUCCACGGACUGAGGGGUAUGGAGCCUAGCUGUGGCUUACCAACAGCCUACCCUCUGCUGGGUCGUAGCACUGCUGUCUAAACUAAAGUUGUUGGAUCUUAAGAGAUGAGUAAAGACAGACUCUCUGUCUGUAGGCCUCUCAUGCUAAGAGCUAACAGCGCUAACACUGUCGAUGUUUAAGGCCCUAAAGAGCUAAACAACCAUCACAGUGCUGCAACGGAGCCAGGAGUUCAACUCCCCAGGCACUUCUGUGGGCGAAGAGUGCCACUUACUCUGCUUGGACCUCAGCUCAGCUGUGGGUGGGGGUUAAAGAGCAAUUAUGGCACCGAUUCAGACCGGCGUUGUUGAGUCAUGUGGAAGCUAAUCGCAUCAGGAUCUGUGAAAACCACAAAGGAGGGAAAAGACGAGCAACAAGCAGUGGUUUCUUUACUUUUACCUGGACUGUCUGGACUUUAUUCAUCUCCAUGAGGGCUGGGCACUUUAUUCUAACAGUUUUUAAAAUAUCUGACACAUUUUUCAGGACGUAAGGUGUCGUUUCUAUCAAUAUACUUUAUAAAGAUGUUGAUUUUACAGAAAAAGAGAUACCAGAUCUCAUGCUCAGUAAAAUGAUCCAUAAUAUCCUAAUGAACACAAGAUCAUCAGUUUGAAAUGAUUUUAUUAGACUUAUUUUAUUAAAGUGAAUGACAUUUAUUAUAACAAUCUGAUGAUACUGAUGCCGGGUUGAUGCCAUAGCAAAGUCCUAAACACCCAAUAUUGUUGUUUCAAUGAUCUCAGACUUCAGCUGAACUCCUGAACACUGUCUAGUUUGCACUAAUAUCGCAUCAACUUUCAGAAAAAGUCAGAAAAUAUGACAGAAAGUCAUCAGGUUACUUUAUGAUACCAUGGGAAAUUAUUUUAAAAUCAGUGGAUCCCUACUGGUCUAGCAUCAGCACCUUCUUAAUGGCAAAUUGAAACCUUAAUUUCUUCUCUUUUUCAAUUCAAACUGAAUGUUUUUGAUGAAAAUGGGACAGUUUGACUUGAGAGGAAGCAAGAACAAAGAGAUGACCACAUCCUUCAAAAUAAAAGCACAUCAUCGACUUACUGACACAUAUUUUUUUUGUUUCCAGACACACAUCUGAGGCUACUGAAAUGACGUCACACCCACUUUUGCAUCCUGCUCCACCAGUGAAAGAAGAAAGUUUUAGAGUAUAAAAAUGCUGGCGGCCCCAGUAUACAGGAAUGUUUGUGUUCAGGGUUCAGGGUUUUCCCUCCUUUAGGGUGGCGGCGUGUUUCUCUGAAGCACUGAAAAUGUUGAGACAGGGAAUUAAUGCAUGCAAGGGGACCCUCCUGCUCCUAUGGGGCCAUGCUAUGGAUAGUUUAGAACAGGGGUGGGCAACUGUUGGCCCAGGGGCCACAUGUGGCCCUCUGCCUCACUGAAUGCAGCGCAAGUCCAUUUUAAAAGCCAAUAAAUCAAAAAACAUAAAAGAUGGCAAAUCUGCCAUGAAAAGUUGAAAUAUCUGAUUACUGGUGUUUUAGUUGUGGUCAGCCAUAGACUAGGUUACAUGGCUGACCUUAACUACCCAGGAUUCCUGUUGAAAUGCCGGACAGGAGAGAGGAGUAGAUCUAAGCUGACACACCAGAUUGACUGUUUCAAAUUUCCAUUUCAUGGGUAUAUUCCACAUUCAUUUGGAAAAGCUCCCAUGGGAAGCAUUUGGGAAGGGCAGGACUUUUCCAAAAAAAGCUUGGAAGGUGAUUGGAGAAACGUUCUGUCACAUUCAUGAUGGGCCAAUCAGAGCCACAAGACUAAAGGACAUACGCAUGCGCUUCUCUACAGCUGACAGGUUGCCGCUGCCGUGGAUUGGCGGAUCUUCUUGGUGAAUAAAAUUGAUGCAAACAUCUUCUGCUGAGAGAAGUUUUCAGUCUGUCACACUGUUGUUUUUUUCUUAAAUAAUUGUGGACCAGUUCUGAUUAAACCGCCACUUUCCUACAGCUACAGCUGAGCUAUUCGCUACGGCAGCAGCCACCGGACACACCUGUAACCAUUGUAGAGCCAUGCUGAUGCAGAAGACCCAACACUUUUCAUCAUGGAAAGCUUUCAGCGUUGCUCUCUGCCCUUGUUCUGAUAAAGAAAUGCUGUCUAGUUCUGAUAAAACUCCCUCUGUGGCUAAGUCCCAGCUAAUCACUCCAUUAGCAGCCAUUCUAUACAAACACUCGCAGCUAACGCUUCGCCGCUGUAUCUCUCACAAACCUGCGCUGAAGCAGGUCAGCAGAAGAGCAGAAACAUCCUCCAUACCUUGAAAAGCUUUGAAUGUUGUUUUAUUCUUUAUUUCCUGCAGAAACGUGGUCCAGUUUAAGUCUGACACUACAUCUGAGCUACAGCUGAGCUACAGCUGAGCUACAUCUGAGCUACAUCCGAGCUACAGCCGAGCUAUAUCUGAGCUACAGCUGAGCUACAUCUGAGCUACAUCCGAGCUACAGUCGAGCUAUAUCUGAGCUACAGCUGAGCUACAUCCGAGCUACAGCCGAGCUAUAUCUGAGCUACAGCUGAGCUACAUCUGAGCUACAUCCGAGCUACAGCCGAGCUAUAUCUGAGCUACAGCUGAGCUACAGCUGAGCUACAUCCAAGCUACAGCUGAGCUACAGCUGAGCUACAUCCGAGCUACAGCUGAGCCACAGCCGAGCUAUAUCUGAGCUUCAGCUGAGCUAUAUCUGAGCUACAGCUGAGCUACAUCCGAGCUACAGCUGAGCUACAUCCGAGCUACAGCCGAGCUAUAUCUGAGCUACAUCUGAGCUACAGCCGAGCUACAGCCGAGCUAUAUCUGAGCUACAGCUGAGCUUACAUCUAAGCUACAUCCGAGCUACAGCCGAGCUAUAUCUGAGCUACAGCUGAGCUACAUCCGAGCUACAGCAGAGCUACAGCUGAGCUACAUCCGAGCUACAGCUGAGCCACAGCCGAGCUAUAUCUGAGCUACAGCUGAGCUAUAUCUGAGCUACAGCUGAGCUACAUCCGAGCUACAGCCGAGCUAUAUCUGAGCUACAGCUGAGCUACAUCUGAGCUACAUCCGAGCUACAUCUGAGCUACAGCCGAGCUAAUCACCGCCCUGGAGGCAGCCAUUGUAAAUGGCUUUGAGUACAACUAAACCCCGCCCAUAGCUAACGGCUCGUUCUCACCUCGUCUUGUAGCACAAAUAGACAAUCGUUAUAUUUAAGUAAACGUACUUUUAAAAACUAAGGGGUCCUGGUUUAGCUCAGGCCCAUAGACGGUUCUUCAAUCUUUUAUGCACAGGACCAAGACCCAGUCCUGCUGCUGUCAGGUGCCCUAUCAAAAUAAAAGCAAAUAAAGCCCAACAUUUUUAAAAAGUCACUAAAUAUUUAUUUUUUGGGGGACAGAGUGUAAGAAUUAGUCAGCAGUUUUAAUCAUUACAAAAUUCUAAAUAUUGGGUGUCUAUGACCUCUUGUUUAAUUUUCCACUAGAAUCAUACUUCUUAUUUCUCUACAUAAACAUUCAUAAAUAGUCUAUUAAUAUGGCCAUAAAGCUAAAACUACUGACAUGUUUUUUAUAAAUGCUUCUCUACUUCCACCCAGUCAGCUGGGCUCUUUUAUCAUCUCUGCCGUUCCUCUCAGUCCCCUCUCUUCUGCUCUCUCUGUCUGAGCAUCUAUUGUACCAGGCUGCUGUUGCCAUGGCGUUGGGAACCGUCAGUUGCUCAUGAUGACCCCCCUCCUUUGAUUUUGGAGGACCGUGUUCACAGCCUGUCUCCUCUGGAGGACUGGGAGGACCGGCAGUCAUUACCUUCAGAUUCCUCUGAUUGUCACAUAAUCAAGCUGGUGGGCGGUUACUUCCAGUGACAAUCAAUACAAGAAUAAAGUACGGCAAGCAAAAAGAACCAAAUGGACAUGGACUGAGCUUUUUAACCUGCUGCUUUGUUGUUUCAGUGUGGUCUUUAAUAGAAACUGUUGUUGAACCUCCAGGUGGCUCAUUUAUGUGAAAAUAUUUUCAUGUACAAAAGAAGAAUCUUUCUUUAAGCUGUGUGAGAAGAAACUCCCGUUACACAUCUUCCUAUUUUUAUGGGCUGACUUUUUUUGACAAACAGCCAAUGCACCACCAUUAAAGAUGGUCUCCUGCCUCAUGAUAAAGCCAUCAUUACUCUGUCUGCAGGAUUCAGACUUCUGCGUAACACCAAAUAAUGUCUGUUUAACUUUGAGGGCAUUCUGACUGCUUUUGUGUGUUUUCUGCUUUUUUUUUUGGCAUUGCUUUUUAUUGGUGUAGAGGAGGGACCGUCACUUCAAACAGUUCCCGGAGGGCUUGGCCCAGCAUUUUUCAAAACAUAUGAAAAUGAUGCACCCCCUUGGAUAUUUCACCUUCUUAUUAAAUUAAUAAAUCAGUCAUGGUCAGUGAAAUCUGAUGAAUUACCCAUUAAAGCUGUAAGCUGUGGAGAAGACAGGAGAGAGUAUCGGCAACUGGUGGGAAGUCUCAGACAACAGAAAGAGUCCCACUAAACCAAGGAGUUUACUAGUUUACUAGUUUAUUUUGAGAUAUAUCCAAUGUCCUAAAAGGGCUUUAAGAGGGAGACUGUUUUUAUUAUUAUUAUUUUUUGUUAUUACACAAAACGUAAUAGUCUGUCAAAAUCAGUGUUAGUGGUAAUCACUGACAUAUCCCAGACUGGUAACCCCUGCACAAAAAAAUCUGCUUUGCAUUUAUCAGAUUGAAAAUAAUUCAUUUUUUGUGUAAAAAAAAAAAAAAGUGCCGUUAUGUAAAUAACCUGGCAUUUAUAGGGUUAAAACUAUGAAAGUUAAUUCACAUUUGCUAUACAUGACUAGGACUAGAGUUAAGGACCAAAAAUUAAAAAGAAAAAUUUUUUCAUUCAUUUCUAAUACUUUGAAAUAUAACCGAUGUCCUAAAAGGGCUUUGAGGGGGAGAGUGAUUUUUCUAAAGGAGGUCUGAGGGUUAAGUUAAGAGGAGACGUGUUUUUCACAGGUUAGUGGUUUGAACGAACUGUUCCCACCUCUGACCAACAUCUCACCAAGCUAAAGAUAAAAACUGAUCUAAAGAAUCAAACUGUUUGAUUUGAAAACAAGAAGAAUCCCUCAGAUUUUUCUGGUGUUGCUACGGUGAAAAUACAGAUUAAUCUGUUCAUUCAAUGAUGGAGGGAUUUCUGUCUUCAUCUCUGAUUUCUGGAUGUUUUCAGGAUUGUACGACUCAUGAAUGUCUUCAUUUGUGCAAACAAACAAACUGAAUGGCUGCAGGUGAAAAUCAACUGAUUGUAACUUUGAGCAUUAAUAACCACUGCCAUCCAUAAAACAUCUCUCCACGUUUCAUAAUUUCACUGUUGUUAUGAACACAGUAAAAUAAACCCACCAAGAAGAAGAAGAAGUAAAACUCAGAGUCUGUUGGUUUAUUGAGUCCUUCUAGUUCUCAUUAUGAUCCUCCAGGUUCUCCUUACUGGUCUUUGCUUCUCUGCCAACCCCAACCCUCCUCCAGGUUCUCCUUACUGGUCUUUGCUUCUCUGCCAACCCCAACCCUCUGCUAUUGGCUGAUUCUGAUGAAGAAGGCGUUUUAAUGACAGAUGGGUCUCUAAAAUGCUCUUUCCCGUGUUCUCCAUCCUCUUUAUUUCAUGUUCUAAAGAGUUUCUCACCUUUUCCCUCCGUGUGCUCCUUCAGAUGUUUAUUUCCUUUUUUUUAUUUUAUUUAUUCUUGUCGUGGUAAAUUUCACAUUACUUCACAAAGAAACAGUCAACCUCAUUCCAUUCCACGGCCAGAAAGGAGCAGGGAGAAGAAAACUCUUCUUUAGCCUGCCCCUCACUAAAACACAAAUGUUCAACAGUUGGUCUGCCAACUGAAACAAUGAUAUUACAGCAACAUGCAAAAAGAUACAGUGAAUUUUUUCAACGACUCUGACAACGCCUACUACACCCUAUUCUCCAUGUUCAUACUGUCUGAUGAGUCUCUCUUUAAAUUCUUAAUUUUAAAUUCCAAUCUCUUAAACUGAAAUAUAUUCAGACAGCUCUUCAUAUCACUCUGGAAAGAAUUCCACAUUUUGACUCCAACCACAGAAAUACACACCUGCUUUAAGGUCGUCCGUGCAAAUUGAUGCUUGAAAUUAAAUUUCCUUCUAUGGUUCUGGUCCUCUGAACUAAAAACAAAAAUCUUUAGCACAUUUUCUGGUAAUGCUCUACUUUUAGCUGUGAGCAUGACUGUGAGUGUCUGCAGCUCAAUCAGAUCUUUAAGUUUUAACAAUCCUGCCUUAAUAAACUUUGUUGGUGUGAAUAAUUCUUACUGCUCUUUUCUGUAAUAAAAAGGAUGGAUUUAUGUUGCUUAUGUACGUAUUUCCCCAGAUUUCCACCAGAAUAAGAGAGCAGUACAGCUUUCUCAUGACCUUACAGUCUAACAGAAACUUUGCUUUGUUUAGAAUAAAAUAUUCGUAGCCAUUGUUUCAGUUUCUCCGUGUCAUUUUCUACUCUAAUUGCCAACGUUUGUAAAUCUUCUUAGUGUCAUCUGCCAACAACACUGACUGCAGUGACUGAGAGACAUGAAUCAUUUAUAUACAACUUUAAACGUUUAGGUCCCAACACUGAACUUUGUGGAACUCCACAUUCUAUAUUGAGACACUCAGAAUUAAAACCAGAAAACUGAACAUAUUGUUGUCUUUUA